Messenger RNA from Lodderomyces jiufengensis, 1914 nucleotides. Its product is annotated as polyadenylate-binding protein. Gene Ontology annotation, molecular function: RNA binding. Gene Ontology annotation, cellular component: ribonucleoprotein complex. Bases 1 to 1914 code for a protein of 637 amino acids. The transcript has a single exon. The record is from RefSeq and is a predicted model, not a curated record. Lineage: Eukaryota; Fungi; Ascomycota; Pichiomycetes; Serinales; Debaryomycetaceae.
AUGUCAGCUGCUGAAACUAAUCAACUUCAAGAAUCUUUGGAAAAGUUGAAUAUUGAUUCACAAAAUGCUCCAGUUGAAACAUCUACUGAAUCUCAAGUUGAACCAUCAACUGAAGAACAAGGGGAAUCAACUGGUGUUGCUGAAAACUCUGCUUCAUUAUAUGUUGGUGAAUUAAAUCCAUCUGUUAAUGAAGCUACUCUUUUUGAAAUUUUUUCACCAAUUGGUCAAGUUUCUUCAAUUAGAGUUUGUCGUGAUGCUGUUACAAAAAAAUCAUUAGGUUAUGCUUAUGUUAAUUAUCAUAAAUUAGAAGAUGGAGAAAAAGCUAUUGAUGAAUUAAAUUAUUCAUUAAUUGAAGGUAGACCAUGUAGAAUUAUGUGGUCUCAAAGAGAUCCAUCAACUAGAAGAUCAGGUGAUGGUAAUAUUUAUAUUAAAAAUUUACAUCCAGCUAUUGAUAAUAAAGAUUUACAUGAUACUUUUUCAGCUUUUGGUAGAAUUUUAUCAUGUAAAGUUGCAACUGAUGAUAUGGGACAAUCAAAAUGUUUUGGUUUCGUUCAAUUUGAAACUGGUGAAGCUGCUGAAGAUGCCAUUAAAAAUGUUAAUGGUAUGUUAUUAAAUGAUCGUGAAGUUUAUGUUGGUAAACAUGUUUCUAAAAAGGAUCGUGAAUCAAAAUUUGAAGAAAUGAAAGCAAAUUUUACAAAUAUUUAUGCUAAAAAUAUUGAUUUAGAUUUUUCAGAAAAGGAAUUUGAAGAUUUAUUUACUCCAUUUGGUAAAAUUACUUCAAUUUAUUUAGAAAAAGAUCAAGAAGGUAAAUCAAAAGGUUUUGGUUUUGUUAAUUAUGAAAAUCAUGAAUCAGCUUUACAAGCAGUUGAAGAAUUAAACGAUAAAGAAAUUAAUGGUCAAAAAAUUUAUGUUGGUAGAGCUCAAAAAAAGAGAGAAAGAACUGAAGAAUUGAAAAAACAAUAUGAAGCAACUAGAUUAGAAAAAUUAUCAAAAUAUCAAGGUGUUAAUUUAUUUGUUAAAAAUUUAGAUGAUCAAAUUGAUUCAGAAAAAUUAGAAGAAGAAUUUAAACCAUUUGGUCAAAUUACUUCUGCUAAAGUUAUGAUUGAUGAAUCAGGUAAAUCAAAAGGUUUUGGUUUUGUUUGUUUUAAUACUCCAGAAGAAGCCACUAAAGCUAUUACUGAAAUGAAUCAAAGAAUGGUUAAUGGUAAACCAUUAUAUGUUGCUUUAGCUCAACGUAAAGAUGUUAGACGUUCACAAUUAGAACAACAAAUUCAAGCAAGAAACCAAAUGAGAAUGCAAAAUGCUGCUGCUGCUGGUGGAUUACCAGGUCAAUUUAUGCCACCAAUGUUUUAUGGUCAACAAGGAUUUUUCCCACCAAAUCAAAGAGGUAAUGCUCCAUUCCCAGGUCCAAACCCUCAAAUGAUGAUGAGAGGAAGAGGACAACCAUUCCCAGAUCAAUGGCCAAGACCAGGACCAAAUGGUCAACCAGUUCCUGUUUAUGGAAUUCCACCACAAUUCCAACAAGAUUUUAACGGUCAAAAUUUGAGACCUCAACAACAACAACAACAACCUCAACAACCUCAACAACAACAACAACAAAGAAACUAUUUCCCAAACCGUCAACAAGGAGGUAAAGUUCCAUCAAAAGAUUUAGCUGCUAUUAUUUCAAGUGUUCCACCAGAACAACAAAAAAGAAUUUUAGGUGAAGAAUUAUAUCCAAGAAUUGUUUCAACUGGUAAAGCUCAAGAACCAGAAGCUGCUGGAAAAAUUACUGGUAUGAUGUUAGGUUUAGAAAAUCAAGAAAUUUUAGAUUUAUUAGAUAAUGAUGAAUUAUUUAAUAAUCAUUUCGAAGAUGCUUUAACUGCUUUUGAAGAAUAUAAAGCUGGUCAAGGUAAUAAUGAAGAAUCAGCUUAA